AAUCUGUCUAUGAUAUCCAAAGUCAAUGAUGUAAUUUAUGGAGUUUGGAGUAAGAUUGGAUAGUUUUUAACAGCCAUGAGAUCCUCUAUAAGAAUUUCAUGCUUAUACCGUUCCGUACUACAAUAUAUCCGUGUGCCAUGAUCACUUAAUUUUUUUUGAAUUAGUCAAUUUGUCGAAAUAGACUCAGGAUAAAACUACAAGAGCGUAUUCAGUCUGGUUCUAAGAUAAAUGCAUGCGGGUUCGCUUUCGUUCCUGAGGUACGUAGGAGGACAUAAAUGGUAACCAGUAGAAACGUAUACACAAUUUUUAGCAGGCUCGGCAGAUAAAAUCCACAAGGACUUGAAAAAAAUUAUUAGAUUCGUUACAGAAAAAAAAAAUAUGUCGCGGGCAACAGCAAGCAUAACUAUCGAGAGGUAAAGUAAUUCCUAUAUUUAUAAUAGUGAUUGAAGAAGGGUUAGGAAAGAAAGGGAUUCUGAAACAAGGGUAUACUGACACAGUACUACGCUAGUGAAAUGGGAAGAAUAUACAGCCGUGCGGGAGCGAUAAAGAGAGUAAAGGUGUGGAUUGUCAAUCGAGAAGGAAAGAGAGAGAGAGAGACAAGUAAAACAAGAGGAAGCGAAUAAGGGAUACGUAACAGGGUAGCGGCGAUCAUCGGAUACAGUGGGGUAUGACCGUGGGGGCUGCUCGGGGUGGCGGUUACGGGUUGGGGUAGUUCUGUGGGUUAGGUGGGGGUGAAUAGGACGUCUGGUGGGGGGAGAGAGAGUCGUUGUCCUCGGAUCGCGUCGGAUCCUCGCUCGGCAGCUUACGACUUGCUGGCAGCUUCAGUACGACGCGGAACGCGUUCUUGUUCGGAUCCUUGUUCGUGAUCUCACGGUUUACCAAGUGCCGUGACUUGGUAGCACGUUGGUGUCGGUGCCACGUGACGUUUUUCUGAAACGAUAUAUAUACUGAUACGAGAUACUGUUUACUAUCAGGUCGUGGUCAAUUAUGUCAGAAUUGUGCUAAACGGGAUUCCAUUGAUGCAGGAGGAACGUGUUGCUUGUGUUGUACUUAUCCGCGGUCUGUCUUACCUGCCAGAAGAGAAUAUGACACUUUUGAAUUACCAGUAUACAGAGGGCGCAGACGCGAAGAUCGGUAGGUGCAGUGAAAUAGGAAAUUCGAAUGAUUUCGGCAUACCUGAAGGAAGAUAUAAGAGGAAAUAAAUAGUGCCAUCUAGAAGAAAGCGACAACGUUCACGCGUGGAUUCCUUUAGCGUGAGCGUCAAGUGAGAUAGGUGAAAGAGGAGAUAAGUAACAAGCCACGAAAUUAAAGCCAAAAACGUAAAGUGUCAAGGAAGCAGUAGUGAUGCGCUUGGCUAGUGUCGGAAGUGUGGUGUUUGGCUUGCGGGACGGCAGAUAGCGUUAGUGGUGCGUGCGCGAGGGCCCUAUUGCUUUACGGGCCCCACGCUUAAGAGCAGGAACGUCACAAUGUCAAAGGGUAAAGUGGUGACAGGCCAAAGCUAUGGGGCCCACACGAUACACUUAAUCUACCUAGGGCUCUUCGUGUAUUUCUUGCUUCUCGUCGAUGCUUCGCCCUUACAUCGUCAUCCGUUAACGCCGCACAGAGGGAUCACGCGCGGUUCCUACAUCAGGCAUUAUGGAGCCGCUUGGUACGACACGGCGCUACUGCGGGAACAUCGGAACCGAGUGCGCCGAGGCGCUACGGACUCUGUCAAGGACCAACCGCUUGUUCUGCGUCUACGUGCUCUCGACAGAAUGUGGACGAUGCGACUGGUUCGGGAUGGAAAUCUCUUCGCAAAGGACGCAGUCUUCGAGGGUACCGAUGGACCUAUUAUCUUUGACACGACUCAUUCCUACGUUGGCACGAUUGUCGGGGACGAAAUGGCCGUGGUCCAGGGUGUCGUUACCGAGGAUGGCCUAUUCGACGGGACUGUGGUGACUGGACUGGAGGAAUAUUACAUCGAGCCUACCAGCAGGUAUCUCAUGGGGGAUGAAGACACUUCACCCCCGUAUCAUACCAUAGUUUACACGGCGUCUGACGUCACUUCACCGCCACAACCCCUCCGAUGCGCCAGUCACGAUUUACAUCAAAGCACCCUUAACCACGGGUCCGAUAGAUCCUCGUUCUACGUCAACGACAGCUCACAACCCUUAUACGAGCACCUGAUAGAUAACGAAGUUCAUAUGCACGGCGGCCUGUACUCGAAGAAAAUAAACGUAAAUGUCACGACUACAGCAAAACCUGAUAAGAACUUUGAUCUGGAGUACCUAGACAGAAUUUAUCGUGAACGUUUCGCAAGGCAUCUUCACAAACGGGCGACCGUCGAUCCACGUAAGACUACAUGUAUGCUGUACCUGCAGGCUGAUCAUCAAUUCUUCGCGCGUUACGGCACGGAGGAGGCGUGUAUAGAAGUUAUGACGAGACACGUGCAGCGAGUCAAUUCCAUUUACAAGCACACAGAUUUCAACCAAGAUGGCCGACCUGACAAUAUAAGCUUCAUGAUAAAACGAGUGAAGGUCCACAGCGGUGACGCCAUAAGGGAUCCGAAUUAUCGUUUUCCGGGUAAUUACGGCGUGGAGAAGUUCCUCGAACUCUUUUCAGAAGAGGAUUACGAUGCAUUCUGCCUGGCUUACAUGUUCACCUAUCGUGAUUUCGAGAUGGGUACCUUGGGCCUCGCUUGGACGGGAGAUCUCAAGAAUGCCGGGGGUGUCUGCGAGAAGAAUGGGCAUUACCGUGGCAGCAUGAAGUCCCUGAAUACGGGGAUAGUGACUUUGCUCAACUACGGGAAGCACGUUCCGCCAGCAGUCUCUCAUGUCACUCUGGCACAUGAAAUCGGACACAACUUCGGUUCGCCGCAUGAUCCCGAGCAAUGCACCCCUGGUGGAGAAGACGGCAACUUCAUAAUGUUCGCUCGCGCCACCAGCGGUGACAAACGGAACAAUAAUCGCUUCAGUCCUUGCAGUCUGAAUGCCAUUAAUCCAGUACUGAAUACCAAGGCUCGAUCGCCUAAAGGAUGUUUUACAGAACCUCAAGCUUCGCUCUGCGGAAACGGUGUCGUUGAGGAAGGCGAGGAAUGCGACUGUGGCUGGGAAGAAGAUUGCAGGGAUUCGUGUUGCUUUCCUCAACGUCGUUAUCCGCCCGCUGAAGAAGUUCCUUGCACACUUACUCCUGGUUCUGUAUGCAGUCCAAGUCAGGGUCCGUGCUGCGCUGCCGAGUGCAAGCUGAGGUUUGGCGACAAGUGCAGGGACGACAACGGUUGCAGGGAUGCAAGUUUCUGCGACGGCAGGGCGCCGCACUGCCCGCCGUCUAUUAACAAACCUAACAAAACAAUCUGCAAUCAGGAAUUGGUUUGCUUUAUGGGGGAAUGUACUGGCAGUAUUUGCUUGGCUUAUGGUCUCGAAUCCUGUCAGUGCAUCCCAGGACCAAACGACCCCACGACAAAGGCCUGCGAGCUGUGUUGUCGACUUCCUGGUGAAAAUCAACCGUGUCUAUCCUCAUUCGAAUGGAACUCACCACCCUACGAUAUUCCGGACAUGUUCUCCAAACCUGGAACACCCUGUAACGACUAUAACGGGUACUGCGAUGUCUUUCAAAAGUGCCGAGAGGUCGAUCCUAGUGGACCAUUAGCCACCCUUAGGAAGCUGUUACUGUCCGACGAGAGUCUGGCUUCUUUCCGACGGUGGAUGGCUGAACAUUGGUACGCCGUUGCACUGAUAGUACUCGGUGCAAUAUCUCUGCUGGUGGCCAGCACCCGGUUUCUGGGGAAACGACCAGAUCUGAAGUUGAAAUCGGUCACGAUAAUCCACAGCUCGACAACGGAGACAGUUCGACUUCCGCCGGAAGGAGCGGAAGGGGUGACAGUUCACCCUCCAGCUGUCCGAGCGAAACUACCCUUGAGCAGGAAGGUGAGGGAGAAGAGACGACGCCGAAAGCAUAAAGAUGCCGGUGUUAACGUGAAUCCUGCCGGCGACAAACCUGCCAAGGUAAUCCAUCAUGUCGGGAAAAAGAAGAAGAGGGUUGCGCCGGUGCCAUCGUCAGCGGAGGAGCCCGCCCGGAAGAGGGUAGCAGAGGCAUUGUCGUUGCAGGAUAAGCAAAAAAAGGUUGCGAAGGACAAGCAGACGUCGGAGAACGUCGGUAGCAACAACAAGAAGAAACGGAAGAAGAAAGAAGUGAUUGAUUACUCAGCGGCGCAAGCAGAGAACGAAGUCGCGGCUGGCGCCGUAGGUGCUGGUGUCGGUGUAGUUGCUACAGCAGACAAUGCCGAUCCGAAGAGCAAGGUGCGAUCGUGGUUGCUCGCAUCUCAAAGCAGAGUAGAAGCGGUAACCUCAGGAGUGCCCAAGAGCAAAUCGACACCCGUGGGUCUUACGUCGUCGAAUACACCAGGUCGAACAGCUGGUGGUAGGGUAAGACAAGUCACUCUCAGAAGACCAACGGAUCCCAAAGCAAGGAGUAUGGGCUCACUGACAAGGAGCAACGAGACCAAGAAUGAUCGGGUUAGACUUCAGGUUGUGUAUAAACCACCCUUCAAGUUCAGUGUAAAACUUAGGAAAGCCGAUAAGGUCGGUCAGGCAACAGCCGGUACCCAUGGACCCACAAGGACCUCAGGACCAAGGACGGGUGUUCUAGUGAGGAGCAGCAAGAAGGACAGGGUACGCAUUAAUCAUGCGAAGCAGAGUAAUCCCACGAGGGGUAGCAACGUUACUAUACCCGAUCCAGCGAAUUCGGAUCUUCACACGGUACCCUCGGACCUGGAGGUACUCCUCUCCGAGAGUGAGUUCCUCUUCUCGGACGCGUGACCACGGCGAACGCGUUCCCUCCUGGCAAUCCUUGCACGCUGACUAAUGGAGGAACGUUUCGUGUUACGAGAUGCCUUCGACCUUUUGUUACUCAUUGCGAUUGUCCUGCGAUUUUGUAAAUAUUUCUAGUUUUUAGGACAUUUGCGUACUGAUUUUAAUUUCUGAGGUGACGCCAUCUCUGUGUCUGGUCCCUUUACUCUGUUCUCAAGGGUCGCCAAUGCUUUUGUAUUUGAGGUGUUCCUUUCUUGUCAAUUUCUGGGGAUUGAUUAUGGGACUUGUGCGUUUUUACUGUGUACAUAAGUAUUAAAGUAUUCUUGGGGUGUAGAUAGGAGGAUUGAAUCGUGCGUCGGCCUAUAGCCGUGUACGGGAACAACUACUAAUUACGGAUAUUAAAGGAUUUCGAUGGGAAGUGGACAAGGAACCCGGACGGAUAAAGCAACUUGAGGAAAAGGUGCUUUUUUUUAAAGAAGGCUUCGAGGCUCCUGGAGAAUUUAAAGAUUCGUGAAUUCCUGCUAACCGGUAAGGGUUUAUUUAACAGUAAGAAGUACUUACCAUGUGAUAGUCAUCAGCGCAUCUUAACGUGAAUCAGUCGAUUCUAAUCCGAAAGUAAUUUGAUAGAUGACAAUUGAAUUUAAUCGUAUAUGUAAAAAAAAAAUCAAUGAUUUUAUUGUUCUAUUUUUCGGAUUAGUUGACUCACUCUUUCACGGUUAUAAAAUUAUUCACGAAUUCCAUGGAUUCUCAAAUUCAUAUACGGGAACUUUCUUAUAUUUUAAUCAUCCUCCAAUGCGAAGUCUUCUAGCGAUCGCGAUACGUGCCAAUAAAAAUUAUCAAUGCACUGCCCAAAUAAACGCAAAAUUUGAAAAUCUAUAGUCGUGGGUUUUCUCCUCGAAAGUAAAAUAUUUUAAAUAAUGUGGCCACACCAUUUGAUUAGAUCUGACUGAUCAAGAAUAAUAUACAUACGUACAUACGAUUUUUAAUCGUUGGGAGUAUCCAUAUGUAAAUUUGACGUAUGUCGAUAUUAUUGAUUAUCGAUGACGAUGAUAUAUUUUACGAUUCACGUAUAUCGGAUACACGUCCGCGUUCUAUCGACGAUCCGAUUUACAGGCUGUCUAGAGCGUUCCCCGAACACUAUCUAAAUAAUUCCUAUAUGAAUAGGAAUUCCUAAUCGUAGUCAACGUCAUGUUCGACCAUUGGUGUUCUGGAUUUGCAUGUAAAUAUGCAAUUUAAAGAGAUGCCGUAUACCGCAGUAAAAGUAAAUAGUAACGAACUUAACGUGCUAGAUUAUCGCGUCGAGGUUAUCUAUAUAUUUUUGUGAAAUUGUAAAUAAUCUAAAAAUAACGUGUUUUCCCAUUCGCCACGAUGAUUUUCCAUUAUCGUAACCGGUAUCUACAUAGAUAUCAAACUCUUUACCCAGUUGGGCCCUUGGCGAUAAAAACAAAGCGUGUCUGGCUAUUGGCUUGAAAUUUUCAGGAAUGCAAAUGAAAAAAAAAAAAUAAUAAUUUGUAAAAAAAAUUAAUUGCUUCGUUCCGCAAG
Cephus cinctus (wheat stem sawfly) is the source of this 6329-nucleotide messenger RNA. RefSeq names its product disintegrin and metalloproteinase domain-containing protein 10. Gene Ontology annotation, molecular function: metalloendopeptidase activity. Gene Ontology annotation, biological process: Notch signaling pathway; membrane protein ectodomain proteolysis. The transcript has 18 exons. The coding region runs from base 1467 to 4796 and encodes 1109 amino acids. The record is from RefSeq and is a predicted model, not a curated record. NCBI's taxonomy places the organism in Eukaryota, Metazoa, Arthropoda, Insecta, Hymenoptera, Cephidae. Gene Ontology annotation, cellular component: plasma membrane.